AUGCAACAAAGAUUCGUCAGAUCCAAGUCGAGAGUAUACCUAGGUCUACCAGGAUGCGUGGAACGGUUGGAUAAAUUAGCCGAGGAAUUCAAAGUCGCGAACGAACAGGAGAGACAGGAGAUAUUAAAGAAAGCAAGGAUCUUCGAAGAGACUUUGCCAGAAGAGCAACGGGAGGCUGCAAAAAUUUAUGUGAAGACUAUGGAGAAGAUCCUAGAAAAAGGAGAUGUAUUCGUACAAACGGAAGAAACGCGAGUACGGGGGCUUCUUUAUAGAGGAAAAUUAUCUAAUCAGAAGAAACGUACGAUGGAAGAGAGACGAAACAUCCUACAGUCUUUCUCAGCGAGGGAUGAACUGUAGAAAACUAAUCAAAUUUAUUAAUGAUUGUCCAAAUGUCGUCUAAUAAUUUAGUUUCAAUUCGAAUAUCGAUUAUUUGCUUUGUAGUGGAUUAUUUGAUAUAUUUCAUCUAAUUUUAUAUAAACGUCAAUUGGAAUAUACACAUUUGGACGCUAUUCAAAAUACCAAAGUAUUGUUACACAUUCCUUAUUGAAUUUCUCUGUGAUGAAGCAUUUCUUGAUCAUAUUUUAUACAGUACGAUAUGUAAAACUAUUUGCUAUUCAUAUGAUUAUUUUUUAUAGAUGCUUUGUUUCUUUAUACAGAUACAUGAUGCAAAUGCAAGAUAAACCAGGCGAUAAAUAUUAAAAAUAUAGACUUUUUACAUCCAAGAAUAUACCUGUCUACCUGUCAAAUUAAAUAUUUGAAUAAAUAUAAUUGUUUAAGCUUUUUGUUACAUGAAAAAAAAAAGUAAAAAAUUAAAAUUUAUUGAAAAUAUUUUCCAAGGAGGAAAUAUUGUCAGAGAAAUCGUAGAUUAAGAUAUUAUAUUGUUAAGUAUGCAACAAGUAAAUCAAUUUUAUAUUAUAAUAUACUACUUGUGAUUCUUUCAACAUACGAUUUGAUAUUCUUAAGACAGACAUGGUAUGCAAUUAUUAACUAUUAAAAAAUGAAUGAUAUAAUGCAUAAAUCAUCUUCCUGAAUUAAGAAAUAAAUAAAAUUCGGAAGAUUUUCUGUUUAUA
Molecule: messenger RNA, 1070 nt
Organism: Formica exsecta
Lineage: Eukaryota; Metazoa; Arthropoda; Insecta; Hymenoptera; Formicidae
Product: endoplasmic reticulum resident protein 29-like
Exons: 3
Coding region: 1-357 (118 amino acids)
Cellular component (GO): endoplasmic reticulum
Source: RefSeq, a predicted model, not a curated record